This is a messenger RNA of Macroventuria anomochaeta, 1479 nucleotides long. RefSeq lists its product as uncharacterized. The transcript has a single exon. Bases 252 to 1400 code for a protein of 382 amino acids. The record is from RefSeq and is a predicted model, not a curated record. NCBI's taxonomy places the organism in Eukaryota, Fungi, Ascomycota, Dothideomycetes, Pleosporales, Didymellaceae.
CAGUCUGUCCAACCUCGAUAUCUUGCUUUGGUGCGUCCAACUCUACACUUUUCUUCAUUCUUUCAUGUCUCGAUUCUUUCUAUUAUUUCAUAUUGCAAGAUCAAUUAGCAUCAAUCAUUCUAGUUCUGCUCCACGACUCGAAUUUCCACGCAUUCCAGCAGCGAGCAAGCUUUAGAAACCUCUGGAUCCUGAAACACACAACAGUCACUCCAGUGGACUCUGUCUUGUACAGAUCCACAUAAGCUCCAAAAAUGUCAACAAAGCCCCAAUCACCCGACCCAUCAACCGCACUAGCAAAACAAUCUCGCUCUCGUAAAGCCGCAAAUCCAGAUCCAACAACCGCAGGCCGCCCAGGCUCAGCAGGCGGCGUCGUCCUCGAGAAAGAAGCUGCAAAGAAGUCGUCACCGAGUCAACCCAAAGACCAAUCUAAAGAUGCACCGCCGAAACGCAAACCCCGCAAACUCAACAAGGAACCGACAUCCACACCUACCGCUCUUACAUCGAGUCUAUCGAACGAAGCCGCCGAACUCGAAGCGCUGAAGUCGCGCGUCAGAGGGCUCGAAGCGAAGGUCGAGGAUCUAUACAAAUCCACGCCAUCGGCUGGGAGUGCUGCACCACGGUCUCCACGCCGCAGGGGCAAGGGAAGGAAGAAUUCGAGCACGACAACAACAGCCACACUCGGCAACCUCUCGCGCCAGAAAGAAGACCAACAAGCCCAGGUUACAGAGCUAGAUGAUGAGGACGCAGAUGAAGAGCUGGUUAGGCUGGAGAGCGAGCUUGAGGUUGCGAGGCAGGAUCUCGCUCUGUACAAUCCCACCGCACAAUCGAGGCCCCGCGCGCGCCGCUCAGCGUCCGAAGAUACGGAAUAUGUGGAAGAGAUACCGAGAGACAGGCCUGGCGUGAGCGUCGGCAGUGACAGACAAGUCACUCUCUCAGGCAGUUAUAGGAUUCCGCUCCCCGCGAACCUGAACCCCGAGGAUGUCAAGACGAUUCAGAGCGGUGUGAGCGCGGCGCAGAACGUCGCGCGUUCGUUCCUCGAUCAGCGAAGAGCGAACCAGGCGCUGAGGAAUGCGCGGGAGGAUGCUGGACCGCCGCCAACUGCAAAGGCGAAAGCAAAGGCGCCAUCAAAAGCUCCUCCAGCGUCGAUGGAGGUUUCUGCGGUAGAGGAAGGAGGGGGUGGUAAGCAGAGCUGGGGCGAGUGGAUUGGCGGGUAUAGUAUGGCGAUUAGUCGGGCGGUGAAGAACAUCGAGCAUGAAGCUGCUAUGGAGGCGCAGAGCGCUGAGUCGCAAAGGCCUGGUCAGACGAGUAGGUCAAAAGCGACGGGCGCAAAGAAGAAGAAGGAGAGGCCGGCUGCGAAGACGACACUGAGUGGGGAGCAGGUCCAGGGGCUGAUGAGCUGAAGCUGGAGCCGAACGUACUUGGGGGAAGGAGGGAGUGGAAGGUAACAUAGCACAGGCAUAGCACAGCAUAGCACAGGCA